GUCGGCAGCAGCACGUUGCGGGAGGAGGUUGUGUACCAGAGCUAAUGGAAGAAUAGUGAAAUAAUAGCCGUGGAUGCAGAGUCUACUUUCCUGUUAUGGACUGUUUUACCCUGUGAUGAUGGACCGAGAGGAAUUCUCUGGACUCUUCUGCUGUGGAUAGGAGUUCUGUGUGGUUGUUCCAGUGUACUCAGCAGCCCGGGUAUGCCGCUAAUUCCGACCACCUUGCCGAGUGGAGGCCUCAUGGUCACCAACCAAGACUGCCCGUCUGCUUGCCUUGCACUUAGCCCAAAGGAUUCGUGAGUAGACCUGAGCACGUGCGUUUUGUUUUCUCCUGGUUAUCAAGUGAAGCGGCCAUUUGUGUGUUUUCUGGCCCAACGAGCCCAAGCAACGAUCAGGCCUGCAACGGUUUCAGUGAAUGAGCUCACAAAGGUUACAACAAAAUUGAACUGAACUUAAAAGGGAAUAUUUUGGAUAAAAGUGUUGUUUUCUGAAUCUUGACUGUGAAUUGUAAAGAGGGAAAAACCUUCCAUUGGAUUGUAAGGAAACAUUUCAAAACUUUGGAAUAUUGUAUUUUUUAUUUUAAAUCAUAUUUUGUUUGACUAAAUUUCACAUCUUGGAUUUAAAGUUUGUGUCGUGUCAUUAUUAGUUACAGAUUUUAUAAGUGAUAAGGGUUACUAAAAAUGUAAAAGGGAGGUUUAACAUGUUAGAUAAAUUCAUUAUUCUUGGUGAAGAUUAAACAGAAUUCAUAUUAUUUUCACUAAGUGGAGGCACCGUCAACAUAAGGUUUUAAGGGAAAAAGGUUAAAACUGGUUAGUCAUUGUUUCUCCUGUUUACCAAUAAGAUUAGUUAAUGUACCCAGGGCCCCGCUCACAGUACUAUCACCAUUUUAACCGAGGGUUAAUCCAGAGCUACUUGAGUUGGGUGCUACACAUUUGGAGGCACCGCUGGGAUUGUUGUUGUUUUAUCUACAUUUUAAGUUACCACUAAAUCUGCUGUAACCUUAAAGUAAUUAAGAGUAACACUGGUCCUAAAAAGCAACUUCAGUUAAUCUCUUUUCUUCCCCCUACAACGUAAUUUGUUAAACUAUGGCCACUAAAAGUAAUGACUCACAACCGAAUCUUGCAAAUUGGUGCAGAGGUGAAGGGCUCGAUCAGGCACAUGCCAUUCUAGUUGUCGGAGUGCCUGAAGAGGAGGACCUAUCCACAGUAGAAGAAACACUCGAACAAGUAAAAACCUUGGGCAAGGUAAGAGUAAGAGGAAAAAUGUUUGAUGCCAAUAAUCAAACCCUGACCAUGUUAUGUGAAUGCCGUGAAGCAGUCGAUCCUACCAAAGUCCCGCCAGAGUUGAUUUCCUUUAAGGAUGGAAGUAAAUGGACAAUAGUUGUUGCAGAGCAAGAAACAAACUCCGACCUAUUCACAGAGAAGUUGGACAGAUUUCUACGUGAUGAAGGGAAAACAUUGGAGGAUGUUAAAAGACUAUGUGAUCCUAGAACUCCAUGGAACAGCAGCCCUGAGUCAAUCAUUCGGGUGGUAGGUGAUGUGUUGCAGUCCAAGCCAAAUGAAAGCAAUUUAUACCGUCGCUUUAGAAUCUUCUCAGGAGUCUACCCUACUCCACCUGGUGAAGACAACUUGGAUAGCUGGCUAGAACAAGUAAAGUUCAUGACUGAUGAGUAUGAGUGCUCAGAUAAGGAGAAACGCCGAAGAAUUAUUGAGAGUCUCAAAGGGCCAGCGCUGGAGAUCAUUCAAGCAGUGCGCAUGUCUAAUCCCCUGGCAAACCAUGUGGACUACAUACAGGCAUUGGAAAGUACCUUUGGUACCGCAGAAUCCGGUGAGGAACUGUAUCUCACAUUCAGAGCUAUGCAUCAAAGACAAGGGGAGUGCUUGUCUAACUUCUUGCUGAGACUGGAAAGAUUACUGAACAAAGUCGUGCAAAAAGGAGGCCUACAAGUAGAUGAAGCCAACCGAGCAAGGCUUGAGCAACUCAUUAAAGGUGCCACUGAAUCAGACUUUAUGCUGCUUCAGUUAGGUCUUAGAGGUAAGCGAAGUGAUCCCCCGACAUUUUUAAGUCUACUGAAAGAAAUUCGAGAAGAAGAGGAGCGUGAAGCUGCAAGACAAAAACUGAAAAAACCAGCACAGAGACAGCACGUGCAUGCAGUGCAAGUAGCAAGCGAAACAGACUCCAGAGAUUGUCAGCAACAUGAGUUUCAGUCCGAAAUUCAAGUGCUAAAAGAAAAGCUGAAAGAGCUCAGUAAGCAGUCUCAUUCUACAGAGUCAAGCCACAAAAAGAUGUCCAGAGAAAAGAAAAAAGAGAAACCAGACACAAGCAGCGAAAUGCAACAGUUAAGAAAAGAAGUCAAAGAGCUGAAAACACAGUUAAGUGUCAUGUCGGUAACGCCACAACAUUAUGCAAAAGAGAGAGGGCACUAUUCUAAGUUCAAAGCGGACUUCAGUCCAAAGUCAUCUACCUUUAAGCCAAAGAGUAGUAAAGAGUCAGAUAAUUUCUGCUACAGAUGUGGAGAAAAUGGCCAUUUUGCAAACAAAUGUACAGCUCCGGAAAAUGCUCAAAAGGUAAUCAAAAGGCUUAUUCAUCAAGUGCAUGGAAGCCCAAAUGGACAAAGUCAAAGUACCGACGCUCAAGAUCAGUGUGUUGCUCGAGUUAAUACUACCAACGUUCCAACUCAAAGUGCCAACAUACCGGAAGGUCUUAUUGGUCCAUCAUCCAUAGCUCCUAUUAAGGUCAAUAACAUCUCAUGCCAUGGUCUUAUGGAUUCAGGAUCAUCAGUGACCAUUAUCUUUGAGGAUUGGUAUAGAGCCAAUAUACCAACAGUCCCUAUACAGCCCAUUUCCAAUCUAGCCAUCUGGGGCCUAUCAGCUGAGUCCUACCCUUACCAUGGGUAUGUAGUAGUAGAGAUAGAGUUCCCUGAGGAUGUAGCAGGUGUCAAGGGUCCUCUUAACGUCCUCGCUCUUGUUUGUCCAGAGCCCCCGCAAGGUCAUGAAACUCCUGUAGUGGUUGGUACCAACGCUUUUCUGUUCAGCCGCCUAUUUCAGUUGUGCAGAGAUAGCGGUAAUGAGAACAAGGUCAGCUCCAUGAGGAUACAGGCAGUUUAUGAUAAAAUCCAAACUCAGUCCUUAAGGUCCAGUGGAGGCGACGAUCCCAUAGGGCAAGUGAAAUGGCAAGGUCCAGGGCCACUUACCAUUGCUCCAGGGAAAAGUUGUUAUGCCACCUGUAAAGUAGAGCAGAAAAGAACUAAACCCCAAGAUGUUGUUUUGGUUGAGGCACCUGCCAUACCCCAACUCCCAUCCGCAGUGUUGGUCCAGCCAGGUGUUCUCCGUGAAAGUGACAUGGAUGAGAACAGUUUCAUCGUGCUAUUACAGAAUGAGUCAGAGAAACCUACCUCUAUCCAAGUCGGCACAGUCAUUGCCGAGAUGCAUGCAGUAGACGUAGUCACCGAUCCUAAAGUGUUAGAGUCUGAAGCUAGUACCGUAGCUCCCGAACUCUUUGAUUUUGGUGACUCUCCUGCUCCAACAGAGUGGAAGAAAAGACUACAGCAAAAGCUAGCGCAGAGGCGUAAUGUUUUCUCUCUUGAUGAAGGGGAUGUGGGAUUGGCUAAAGACGUAGAACAUAACAUCCGGCUUAGCAACUCUACCCCCUUUAGAGAGCGCUCACGCCGCUUAGCUCCGGCAGAUAUUGAUGAUGUACGACAACACCUACAGCAGUUGUUAGCGGCAGGCAUUAUCAAAGAGUCUCGAAGCCCCUUUGCAUCACCUAUUGUUGUAGUGCGGAAAAAAAAUGGCUCCAUCAGAAUCUGCAUCGACUACAGAACUUUAAACAGCCGUACGAUCCCCGACCAGUAUACCAUCCCUCGUAUUGAUGACGCCUUAGAUUGUCUUACGGGCAGCAAAUGGUUCUCAGUCCUCGAUCUUAGGAGUGGGUACUACCAAAUUGCCAUGUCUGAGCAAGAUAAGGAAAAGACUGCAUUUAUCUGCCCCCUGGGGUUCUAUCAAUUUGAACGAAUGCCACAAGGCAUCACAGGAGCCCCAGCCACUUUUCAGCGGCUCAUGGAAAAGGCCGUGGGUGAUAUGCACCUUCUCCAAGUCCUAGUGUACCUUGACGACAUAAUCGUCUUUGGUAGAACACUCGAAGAGCAUGAGCAACGUCUCCUAAAAGUCUUAGAUCGCCUUGAGGAGUUUGGUCUGAAAUUGUCGCUUGACAAAUGUCAGUUCUGUCAGUCCCAAGUCAAAUAUGUUGGUCAUAUUGUCUCAAAAGAUGGGAUAGCCACCGAUCCCGAAAAAGUAGAGGUUGUCAGGAACUGGCCGGAGCCAACAGAUCUAAAAACCCUUCGCUCAUUCCUUGGUUUCUGUGGGUAUUAUCGCAGAUUUAUUGCAAAUUAUUCCAGCAUAGUCCGCCCAUUAACUGAGCUUACCAAAGGUUAUCCACCUACUCAGAAAAACAAGGGAGCUCAAACCAAAGACCCAACCAAAACCUACCUCAGACCUUCUGAGCCAUUCAAAGAGCGAUGGGACCACUCCUGUCAAGUCGCAUUCAAAAAAAAUCAUUGAAUGUCUGACCAAUGCCCCUGUUUUGGCAUUUGCAGAUUCCACCAAACCUUAUGUCC
Nothobranchius furzeri (turquoise killifish) is the source of this 4615-nucleotide messenger RNA. The record is from RefSeq and is a predicted model, not a curated record. Lineage: Eukaryota; Metazoa; Chordata; Actinopteri; Cyprinodontiformes; Nothobranchiidae.